Messenger RNA from Malaya genurostris, 2159 nucleotides. It is a transcript of the gene Pgi, whose product is annotated as glucose-6-phosphate isomerase. Gene Ontology annotation, cellular component: cytosol. Gene Ontology annotation, biological process: gluconeogenesis; glucose 6-phosphate metabolic process; glycolytic process. The transcript is spliced from 5 exons. The coding region runs from base 254 to 1936 and encodes 560 amino acids. Lineage: Eukaryota; Metazoa; Arthropoda; Insecta; Diptera; Culicidae. Gene Ontology annotation, molecular function: monosaccharide binding; glucose-6-phosphate isomerase activity; carbohydrate derivative binding. The record is from RefSeq and is a predicted model, not a curated record.
CGAUACUAAGCAAGCAAAAAUCGCCGUGCUCGGAGGUGUUUCCUUUCAUCACCUCUGGACAUUUCGGUAGUAAAUUUUAUACCUCUACAACGGUGCCAAAUAAUCCUUUCUGGACUCAAACACGCCGUGAUAUCCUUUCACUGGCCGAUCUACAGCCGAUAGACGAUCCGUGUUUUGGUGAAUUUUGUGCAUAGGUUAUUCUAAUUGUGCUAGUCCCUGUGUUUUUGAGUGCUGUUACAAACAAUUGCCAAGGAUGUCCAGUAAGGUGCUAUUGUCUCAGGAUUCUAUCUAUCGGCAGAUCGAGGCCUAUUAUAAAGAGAAUGGUGCUUCAAUCAAUAUCAAAAAACUUUUUGAGGAGGAUGACAUUCGUUUUGAUAAGUUCAGUUUAAAACUAUCCACUCCAGCCGAUGGUGAUAUUUUGCUGGACUACUCAAAGAACCGCAUCACCGAUGAUGCCUGGAAUAUGCUGCUCGAACUGGCCGAGUCACGUGAUGUGGUCAAGACUCGUAAUGAUAUGUUCAGUGGGGAACGCAUAAACAUAACCGAAAAUCGCGCGGUUUUGCAUAUUGCUCUCAGAAACCGCUCAAACAAUCCCAUUCUAGUUGAUGGCAAGGACGUUAUGCCGGAAGUCAACGCCGUCUUGGAUCACAUGAAGCAAUUCACUAAUCAGGUGUUGAAUGGCGUUUGGCGUGGUUACACCAAUAAGAAAAUUAGUGAUGUUGUGAACAUUGGCAUUGGUGGCUCUGAUCUGGGCCCGUUAAUGGUGUCUGAGGCCCUGAAGGCCUACAAUACUGGGAUUCGUUCACAUUUUGUGUCCAAUGUUGAUGGCACUCAUAUAGCUGAGACACUGAAAAAGCUUGAUCCGGAAACAACUCUUUUUAUCAUUGCUUCAAAAACUUUCACAACACAGGAAACUAUUACUAAUGCCACUGCAGCAAAGAACUGGUUUUUGGAGCGUUGUGGAGAAAAGGAAGAUGUUGCCAAACACUUCGUUGCAUUGUCAACAAACAAGGAAAAAGUUGCAGCAUUCGGGAUCGAUACGAGAAACAUGUUCGAGUUCUGGGACUGGGUAGGAGGACGUUACUCACUGUGGUCCGCCAUUGGCCUGUCGAUUUCGUUAUCCAUCGGCUUCGAUAACUUUGAAAAACUGCUGGAAGGUGCCCAUUACAUGGACAAACAUUUCAUGAGCGCUCCAUUGAAUGAAAACGCCCCGGUUAUUUUGGCACUGAUGGGCAUCUGGUACUCGAAUUUCUAUGGAGCCGAAACGCAGGCUCUGCUACCAUACGACCAGUAUUUGCAUCGUUUUGCCGCUUAUUUCCAGCAGGGUGACAUGGAGAGCAACGGUAAGGGAGUUACCAAGGCCGGACAACGGGUUGACUUCAAUACCGGUCCAAUCGUGUGGGGCGAACCCGGAACCAACGGGCAGCAUGCAUUUUACCAGCUGAUUCAUCAGGGCACUCGACUUAUUCCGUGCGACUUCAUUGCUCCGGUCUUCACUCACAACCCGGUGGAGAAUGGUGCCAUGCAUAAGAUUCUACUGGCCAAUUAUCUCGCUCAAACAGAAGCACUCAUGACUGGUAAGACCGAGGAACAAGCCCGUGCCGAACUGGAGAAGGCCGGUUUGUUCGGAGAACAGCUGGAAAAUCUUCUGCCGCAUAAGGUUUUCACUGGUAAUCGUCCGACGAACUCGAUACUGGUCAAGAAAAUUACUCCGUUCACGUUGGGUGCGCUGAUUGCGAUGUAUGAACACAAGAUCUUCACCCAAGGUGUCAUCUGGGAUGUGAAUUCGUUCGAUCAGUGGGGCGUAGAGCUAGGAAAGGCGCUAGCCAAGGCUAUCGAGGCGGAUUUGGCAGAUCCCAACAAAACUACCUCCCACGACACAUCUACCAACGGUCUAAUAAAUUUCAUCAAAAUCAACUGGGAAAAAGUUGACUAAUUCGAAAGUUUAACGAGUAAUAAUACUAUCAACUGAAAAAUUAACAAAAUUAUAUGUGCUGAUUAGAAAACACACAAUAACUAUAAAAGUUGCUUUCAUUGUUAAUUUAAAAAUGGUAUAAACAAGCACAUCAAAACGCAAAUUGGUUAUAUUUCCAUGCAUAGCAGUGUAGACAAAAGCGACGCUUUUGAAAUUUAUUAAAUCACAAAUGUUGAUGAAAACA